AUGGCCUUGCUACUCGUGAGUUUGCUGUUGGUGGCAGCGCAAGCGCAGCUCUCAUGUCCCAAUGUCAAUGGCAAUGGCAAUGGCAACGUCUGUGAGGAUAGCAGUUCCAUCAGCGACACCAGUGAUUUGAUGCAACGGGUCCAACCAGUUCCACCAGCGGUGAAACUCAGGGCCGGUGCACGAGCUGGGAAGCUGGUUCUGGUCGGCUCCGGCAUCAAAGGUGUUGGUCACUUCACACUGGAGGGCCUGGGUCAUGUUGAGGCGGCGGAUAUUGUCUACUAUGCCGUGGCUGAUCCAACAACAGAGCUGUUCAUUCAGGAACAUGCCAAGAAGUCAAUCGAUCUCUACAACCUCUAUGGAAAUGGCAAGCCUCGCCGCGACACUUAUACCCAGAUGGCGGAGAAGUUGUUGGAAAGUCUUCGUGAUGGAAAGUAUGUUGUUGGAGUAUUCUAUGGCCACCCCGGCAUUUUUGUGAGCCCAGCACAUCGUGCUUUACAGAUUGCAUGGCUGGAAGGCUUUGAUGCACAGAUGCUCCCGGGCGUCUCUGCGAUCGACUGCAUGUCGGCUGAUCUCAGUGUGGAUCCCUCCCGCCCCGGGCUGCAGAUCUUGGAGGCCACCGAUUUGCUGUUGCGGGAGAGAACGCUCUUCACCGAUGGUCACGUGGUUCUUUUCCAAGUGGGCAGUGUUGGUGACAUGGGAUUCAACUUCACUGGCUUCAAAGACACCAAGUUCCCCAUGCUGGUCAAGAAGCUUGAGGAGAUUUAUGGUGAGGAUCAUCAAUUAACGCAUUACAUCGCCCCGCAGUUCUCCAUUGUCGAUCCCAGGAUUGAUCGAUUCACCAUCCGUGAGCUUUGGGACCCAAAGGUCCAGAAGAAGAUCAACGGUAUCUCCACAUUUUACAUUCCGCCAAAAACCUUGAAAAAGGCGAACGCUGUCAUAGCCGCCCAGUUGGGCCUGCGGCUGACCUCAAAGGAAUCCAAACCUUUGGCAGGACCUUUCCACCAGGGCAGUCCUUACAGCACCAGGGACCUCAAGGCUAUUGAAGACUUAAAGACUCACAAGUUACCUCAGGGCUAUAAAGCGACCAAAGCAAGCAAGGCGGCAUAUGAGUUGUUGCGUGACUUGGCCCUGAAGCCUCACAUGCUGCACGCUUUCCGGAGGAAUCCGGUGUCCUUUUUGAAAAGAAACGCCGUCAAGUUAACAGAAAAGGAAGAGAAAGCCAUACUCUCCAGACAUGCUGGGCGCCUCCGCAUGAUGAUGAAGGAUGACACGAAUGCUGCAGAAGAAUUUGUCCAAGCUGUCUACAGAAGUAUGUCUUUUGCCAAAGAAUGGGCAAAAGAAGUCACGUCCUAUAUCAAGACGACAGAUCCAACGUUGGCCAUGAAGCUCAUCAACUCCUGGCUGGAAAAACAGGGCUACGACACAACAUUUGAUCAGGUUCUUGAAGCUUUUACGAAGGCGAGAGACAGAUCUUUGAACGCGUACACUGGUUUGUACACCAUCUACUUCACUGAUGGCAGCCAAAUUUCAGGGCAGCCCUCUUCGCUUAUUGGCAGAGGCGUGGUGAAGUAUUUGAAUAAGACCAUCCAGCGUUGGAGCUUUGUUGAUAGUGUUCUCACCUGGAACAUGUCCUCUGGCAACGCGCAAUCUGCAAAGUUAACUUUCAUAAUAUUGACCAACAAGACGCUGAAAGCCUUGCCUGCCAAUGCCUAUGUCGGUCCUCAAUUCAGUGGUGCGAUUUCGUCCACAGCGCCUACCAUCGCAAGCCUUGCUGGAUACAAUGCUUAUGGUUGCGUGGGUUCAAACUCCAUAGCUCAUGGAGGCAAAAUCCACAAGCCGAUUCCGGCAAACACAGUGAAUGGGACACCUCUCUCUCAGUACAGUGAUACCUAUCAGGUCUUCCUCUUGAGUGCAGGACAGACCCCAAAGGAGACGUCCUUCGAACUGGUGGUGAACGCGGUUCCUGGAGCGCCAGAAGCUUCAGCAAAGAUCAGCUACGACAAGGCUCCCAUUUCGGGGUUUCGCUACAACAACAAUGUCUUGAGUUGGACUGCUCCAGGCAAUCUCAACAGUGCUUACCUGCUGUUUUACUACAAUGCUGGAACGCCCAAAGAUCAAACCAUCGGCAACCAGUGCAUCGGUUCUGUUUGGGACGCUGGCAGCCCUCGACCAAAGAAAAACAACGUCUAUUGCCAGCUUGGGAGCGGUACACCAACUACACCAAAUUCGAAUCUACCUGCUGCUCAGGUUUCGGGCGAGAUGAUCGGAAUAAACCUUGCGGUUGGUACAGGAAGCAUGCUGGUAGCAGAAGGCAUAAUGAAGCUUUUCAAAACGAUUUGGAAGGCAAUCAAGAGCGGCUGGUCACGUCCUGCCCAAGAAGAGGUUCAAGCUCAAGAAGAAGAAUCAGAGGAUGAUUUAGAGAGCUGGGAGGAUAUUCUUGAUCAAGGGACGGAGUUCGAUUUUGAAUCGGACUGCGAGGUUCUUCUUCUUUUUCAGGGAGAAGCUGCUGCAGCCGCAGCUGGUUGCACUUUGAAUGAGCUCUUCAACUAUGCCGAGGAGAGCUAUGACGACAUCAAUGGUGGAGCCUCCACUCAGACGACGGAGACUGAGACCGAGACUGAGACAUCCGAAUCCGAGUCCGAAUCGGAAGCCGAGACAGAGACAGAGACAGAGACAUCAGAAUCAGAAUCAGAGGUAGAAGCUGAGUCUGACGUAGAUGUCGAUGUGGAGAUCAUAGCUGAUGAAGAAUCCAGACCAAGCAGGCAACAGAGACUGAGAUGGUUGGCUUGGAGGAGGCUCAGGAGGAGGCUCAAGAGCAGGAAAUCUCGACAGUGAUUGCAUAGGCUUUAUUGCUGGACAUGUCAUAAGUGCAUGUGACAAGGUUUUAAUUCUGGCAGGUUCCAUCAGCCAGAAACUGUUCCGCAGCAAGCCGAAGAUCUUGAC
Messenger RNA from Cladocopium goreaui, 2943 nucleotides. The record is from the annotation of a GenBank genome assembly. Lineage: Eukaryota; Dinophyceae; Suessiales; Symbiodiniaceae.